AUGUCCAAACCUACCAUUGGCUUCGUCGGCCUAGGGGCCAUGGGCUUCGGCAUGGCCACUCACCUCGUUCACGAGGGUUACCCAGUCCACGGCUUUGACGUAUUCCCUGCUUCUGUAGAACGAUUCCAAGAAGCCGGGGGUAUUCCCGCUUUAUCGUUGCGAGAGUCUGCAGAGGGAAAGUCAUUUUACGUGUGCAUGGUUGCAUCUGCGCCUCAAGUGCAAUCAGUGUUAUUUGGCGAUGAAGGCAUUGUACAAUACCUCCCCCAAAAUGCCACCCUCCUCCUUUGUUCCACCGUCCCCGCCUCCUACGCCCAGUCCGUCGCAGCAGAACUACAAUCCUGCGGCCGCGGCGAUAUCCUUUUCAUCGAUAGCCCUGUCUCGGGUGGUGCCAAACGCGCCGCGGAUGGAACACUCUCCAUCAUGGCAGGCGGUUCAGACGAGGCACUGGAAAGCGGUCGCGACCUACUACAGACUAUGUCCGCGCCAAGUAAACUCUACCUUGUGCCCGGGGGCAUUGGAGCAGGAAGUAACAUGAAAAUGGUGCACCAAGUUCUGGCGGCUAUCCACAUCCUUGGUGCCAGCGAGGCCAUGGGACUGGCCGCGCAAUUGGGUCUGGAUGCGCGCCAGACAGCGGAUAAGAUCAUUAGUUCUGAUGCGUGGACGUGGAUGCAUGAGAAUCGAUUUCCGCGCAUGGUAGAGGAGGACUGGAAUCCGGGUGCUAGUGCGCUGACUAUUAUUCUGAAGGAUGCGGGCAUUAUCACUUCCUCUGCCCGUCAACACCGGUUCCCGACACCCCUCUGUACCACCGCUGAACAGAUCUACCUCUCUGCCUUGCUGCAGGGCUAUGGCCCUAAGGAUGAUUCAGCCAUGGUGCGCCAAUACUUUACCACUCCUAUCGCUUCCGUAACGGCUUCUGCGGAAGACCAGAGCACUGCGCUACAGCUAGUCCUCGACCUGAUGCAGGGUGUCAACCUCGUCGCUGCUGCGGAAGCCGUUGCCUUUGCACGAUACCUCAAGGUCGACCUCGCGCAGUUUCACGAACUAGUUAGCGCCGCCGCGGGCGCCAGUAGGGUAUUUAUCACGAAAGGUCUGGAAAUGAUCAAGGGACACAUCGGUGAGGAGGCGCCAGCCGGAUCACAAACGGUGGACGAGGCCAUCGCAAAAUUAGAGGCUGUAGUACAACAGGCUAGGGAUCUUCAUUGUCCGUUGCAUUUGGGCAAUGCGGCGCUGAAUGUGCUCUUCACUGCUCGGAGAGCUGGGCUGGGAGCCGAGGGUGCGACUAGUGUGAUCAAGGUAUUUGGAACGGAGUAA
Aspergillus caelatus is the source of this 1311-nucleotide messenger RNA. RefSeq names its product NAD(P)-dependent oxidoreductase. Lineage: Eukaryota; Fungi; Ascomycota; Eurotiomycetes; Eurotiales; Aspergillaceae. The transcript has 3 exons. Bases 1 to 1311 code for a protein of 436 amino acids. The record is from RefSeq and is a predicted model, not a curated record. Gene Ontology annotation, molecular function: NAD binding; NADP binding; oxidoreductase activity.